Messenger RNA from Synchiropus splendidus (mandarinfish), 2381 nucleotides. RefSeq names its product cholinergic receptor, nicotinic, alpha 10a (gene chrna10a). The transcript is spliced from 5 exons. The coding region runs from base 807 to 2372 and encodes 521 amino acids. Gene Ontology annotation, biological process: regulation of membrane potential; nervous system process; chemical synaptic transmission. Gene Ontology annotation, cellular component: synapse; postsynaptic membrane; neuron projection. The record is from RefSeq and is a predicted model, not a curated record. NCBI's taxonomy places the organism in Eukaryota, Metazoa, Chordata, Actinopteri, Syngnathiformes, Callionymidae. Gene Ontology annotation, molecular function: transmembrane signaling receptor activity; acetylcholine-gated monoatomic cation-selective channel activity.
GUCCCAGUCGAGUCCUCGAAGUGGAAAUAGGAAGAUAUGAAGACGCAGAGGACGAGUCCGAACAGCGGCAGACAUGCGGUGGCCGCCACACAGCUGCCGAACGAGACCCGGAUGACAGGCGUUCUCUCGCUGCCCAGAAUAGCGGAACCAUGCAGCAUCUUCGACCCAGACUCGACUUGUUCGAUGACAGAAAUGACCGAGGGUGGUCGGCAAUAACGCGGUCACACGACGGUCAAGAAGGGCUAGUUUGACUAGCAUCACUCGGCACGCGUGCUCAAGAAGGACGGAUUUAUGGCACGAAAAUAGGAAGUCGAUCUGAGGCUGGGAACCGGUCUGAGGCGACAGUGACAUCACGCGUUUACAGGAUAACUAACGAGAAAGGAGAAUAAGAGCAUCACAUUGAAAAUGCUGUCGCUAUCGGCGUUUAAUGGUUGUGUACCGAUUUCUUAAAUUCGCUUUAUUUUGUUUUAAAUGAUAAUAUUAAUUAUAAUAUUACAGGCAUCAAAAACACCACCAAUUAAUAAAUUAUUUUUGACUCAAUGAAUAGAAUGUAAAAAUGUCAUGGAAUAGUAGAUAUAGUGCUUUUAUUUGAUUUUUUUUUAAUUAUUUUAUAUUUACAAUUUCAUCACUAGAUCUUCGUGCAUGGCUGUUGUGGCUCCUCCCCCUGCGCCCCUUCAUCUAAAACAAACCCACCCUGCUUGGACAGGACAAACACUCUUCUACAGCACUGGUGCUCUCACAUUUUCCCAGAUGAUUCCCGUCAAUCCGGUCACCUGAAUGUACUGGAAUUAAGAUCCUCAGACAAGAUGAAAGGAUGGAUGAUCCAAACAUUUCUCCUGGUGCUUCUCUGUAUCACACCAUGUUGUCGGGGUGCCCAUGGCAGCUAUGCCCAAAAGCUUCUCAACGACCUGUUUGCCAACUACACCAGCGCUCUCAGACCCGUGGAGGACACCAACAUCAUCCUGAACGUCACCCUGCAGGUCACGCUGUCCCAAAUCAUCGACAUGGAUGAGCGAAAUCAAAUUUUGACCGCUUACUUGUGGAUCCGCCAAGUGUGGGUCGACGCUCAUCUCAAAUGGGAGAAAGAUGAUUACGACGGCCUGGAUACCAUCCGCAUACCUAGUAGUUAUGUAUGGAGACCUGAUAUUGUCCUAUAUAACAACGCAGAUGAUCAUUUCACCGGGCCCAUGGACACCAACGUGGUGAUCCGGCACGACGGCCAGAUCAUGUGGGAUUCGCCGGCCAUCACUAAAAGCUCCUGCAGAGUGGACGUGUCUUUCUUCCCUUUUGAUGCUCAGCAGUGCAGGUUCACCUACGGCUCCUGGACCUACAACGGGAACCAGCUGGACAUCCUGAACGCCCUGGACAGCGCCGACCUGGCUGACCUGGUGGAGAACGUGGAGUGGGAGAUUCUGGGCAUGCCGGCCAAGAAAAACAUCAUUCUGUACGGCUGCUGCGCCGACCCGUACCCUGACGUCACGUACACGCUCAUGCUGAAGAGGAGGGCUUCCUUCUACGUCUUCAACCUGCUGAUCCCAUGUGUGAUGAUCUCGUUCCUGGCGCCGCUGGGCUUCUACUUGCCGGCCGACUCCGGAGAAAAGGUGUCUUUGGGAGUCACCGUCAUGCUGGCUCUCACCGUCUUCCAACUGCUGGUCGCUGAGAUCAUGCCGCCGUCGGAGAAUGUGCCACUGAUCGGGAAGUACUACAUCGCCACGAUGACGAUGAUCACAGCCUCCACCGCCCUCACCAUCUUCAUCAUGAACAUCCACCACUGCGGCCCAGACGCCAAGCCCGUACCAAAGUGGGCCAAGAAGGUGAUUCUCCAGUACCUGGCGAGGAUGUGUUUCGUGUAUGAGGUCGGGGAGAACUGCAUGUCACCGCAGCCGGAGAAGCAGGACCCUCCUCCCGUCAGGAGCGCCAACAUGAACGGGCAGGCGGGUCAAGGACGAGAUGACGCCGUCUUCAGAAUGGAGAGGGGUCAGGAGACAGUGGGCUUCGUGUCUGCAGAAGAUGAUCAGAUGAAGAGUCCGGCUGGCUCCAUGGGAAUAAACCCCACCCAGGAAUACGGUACAUGGAAAAACGGCAUCUUCAUCAGCAUGGACUGCGGGGAGUCUGGGGCUCAGAGGAGAUGCAGGAAAGGGGGCGUGAGCGAUGGGGACAGGAAAGAAGUUCCCUACAGCGCCCCCUGCGGGGAAAGCCACUUGCUGCAGAACAUUGAGUACAUAGCCAACUGCUACAGAGACCAGAGGGCCACGCAGAAGAGAACUGGGGAGUGGAAGAAGGUGGCCAAGGUUCUGGACCGCUUCUUCAUGUGGAUCUUCUUCAUCAUGGUCUUUCUCAUGAGUCUACUCAUCAUGGGGAAAGCUAUUUAGAGUAGCAUU